UCUGUUGGGUUGGCAUUGCGUGUGUGUAUAUUUUAUUGUCUACCAGUGACCGGAGUCCGGAAAAAUCGCUUCCGGUGUUGGUGCUUAUGGUACACUUGCACGUGAUAGUAUAUAAGUGGACCGCAUAUUGUAUCCCUUACCGUCGUCGUCCUCGUCGUGCACUAACCCUGCAGACUUUCAAUUCGCCGAUCAAGCUCGUUCCGAGGAGUGGAGCCGAGGUGUAUCGGCAGAGCAACGGCGAGCCGGUGAGGGAAUCAGCUGCAGGCGGAGAGAGGCCGGGCCCCCGCGAGGUUCGCGUGGGCCCACACGUAUAUACUUGCAUCGGCGGAGAGGGAGAAGGACAGAGCGAAGAUGGAGGUGGUGCUGUCGCCGGGCAACCUCGGGGGCGACAGCGCGGACGGGGCCCCGUUUCGCAACGAGGACGUGCGCGAGUGGUCGAGGGUCGAUCGGAUCACGGGCAUGUUGGAGAGGGCGCGCGUCGAGACUGGCCGGUGGCGGGCCAACACGCGGGAUGCUGCACACUCGUACGGAAAGAUGGUUGACUCGAGAGAGCGGAACUCGGCGGACGGCAGUUUGGUGCAGAGGGCUCGCCGCCAGGUCGAGAUAUUCCAGAGCCAGGGCACCGGGGGCAGGUCGUUCCAGGUGGUCAGAGCCUCCCAGUGGUCCUCCUCGAGAGCCAAGGACACCGGUAUCUUCGACGUCCCCAGCUCCAGCUCCAUCAGCAGUACGGAGCAGCAGCCGGCAGUCGUCGCGGGCAGUCCACCGGUGACGAACGGCGAGGCCACGAGCCUCGCCUCGAGACUGAGCCUCUGGCGCUCGAGCUUCCACGACAAGGCCUCGGACCUCGAGCGGCUCUCCAGCCUAUGCCGUAAGCUCCACGACGAGGCCCUCAGCCAGAGCACCAACUUCUGGUCCCUGAGAUCGGGCUCCCGGAGCCCGUCCCCUCUACCACCGCCGAUGGCCCAAAACGGCCACCGCGAGCCACCGAGCGACGACAACACCAGCGACGCCAGUUCCAACAAAUCCUCGUUGUUGUUGGCGACCGAGCGCAGGAGCAACUCGACCGAGGACUUGUCCAGCGACGCCUUCGCCAGGGACUGCCGGACCCGCAGGUCGCUCCAGGUCGGCCCCGACAACUCCCCCGAACCUACGGCGAGCACCGACAAACUCGUCGCCGAGCGCGCCCGCAAGUUCGAGGAGGCCGCGAGGCGCCGGGCCACCGGGGAAUCACCAUCCACCGGCAAGCCCAGGAGGUUCGCGAGGCAGUUCGCGUCGAUCGCCGACAACGACUUUGUCAAGAACGACCCGAAGCACCCGUCCAAGCAACCAACGGCCCACAAGGAGCCCGGUGCGGGUCGCAACAACAAGACGGUCGUGCACCUGAGGAGCGCGGCGUCGCCCGACAGGAGCGAGUCGAACGACACCCGGGAGCCCGAGUACUCGAUGCUGGUGGACGCUAGCUCGGCUCCUGUGUUGGCCAACGGCAAGCCGGUCAAGAGGGUCGAGUUUUGCAAGACGGAGAUACACUUUGCCCCCGACUCGGGCAAGGUCAAUAUAGUCGAGACAGACGGCAAGCCACCUCCCACGAACAAGUUCCGGAGACGCAGGAGGAACAAUAACGCUCCUCCCAUGGCCAAUGGUGCGCUCCAGAAGAGCGACCUGCCGUUGGUGCACUUUGGCGACACGUCCUACGAAAAGUUUAUAUUCGGCAAGCCGCCGGCGACGCGGGACGAUUCGUCGGCCGUGGUGGACGCCGAGGGUGGCUGCAAGAGUCACGAGCCGGUGGCGCAGCGUUGGGCCUCGCCAGGAGCAUCGAGGGAGGAUCACGCGACGGAGGAGAGAGUUGGCGACCGCAGGCAUCCGCAGAAGGGCGCGCACACGACGACCGUCAACUUCCUCGGUAGCGAGAACGCCGGUGGGGCUCUGAUGCCGAGCAUCGGCCAAGAUAAACCCAGCAACGUUUACCCAUCGAUCGACGUCGCGUCAAAGGAAAUCGGCCGACAGGAGCAAGUGAUAUCCAAGGACUCGGACAACAACCAGGUGCUGUUGAAAAUCGUCACCACGCACAAACCGACCCUUGCCAGAGUUGAAAACGACCAUCAGCCGGUCAGACCCCUCAGAUCCCGAUCGAUGGCCAAGAGUCUCGGUAGCGACGAGGUCGACGUUCCCUCGGCCAACGAAGAAGCCAAAGACCCGCACUAUGAUAGCGUCUCCGUAGGUGCGAUUCCCAACGGGACGACGAGCGACGCCGGUAAGGACAACAGCGACGGCAAAGAUGCCCAGCCGACGUACGAGAACGUGUUCGACACCGUGGGCACGCCGGUCUACGAGAAUUUCCAGGUCACCAGGGGUGCCGACAAGCUCGUCAAGAGGAUGAACAAAUCGUCCGCCGUCGAGAAGACGCCGGUUGGCCCAGCCGCGCACGACAAAAAGCACAGAAGAUUGUCGUCGCGAGCCAGUGGUGAUUCUACCGACCGGGCGUCGAGCAAGAACGUUAAGGCUAAGGGUAGUACCCGGCCCGAGACUCCGGUCUCAACCACGAGGAGCCUCCGGUCGAACGGCUCGAGGGAGAGCUCGGUCAGAAAGGUCAAGGAAGCCAAGCCGGUGAAGGAGGAUGGCUCGAGGAGCGCGCAAGCGAGGAGAAAGACUGGCUCGAAGGAACCCUCGGCUCAAGCGUCGGAGCGCAAGGGUGUCGAGAAAAACGGCGGCGGGUCUGUCAGGUCGAAAAAGACACCGGUAGAGGUGGUGUAUCAGACUGCGGUGUACAACAUCAAGAACGAGAAUUUGAACAAACCAAAAGUGAAGGAGGUGAAGGGCCCCCGUUUGAUAAACGAUCUCAUUUGCGGCAGCAAAACGAAACGCCCGUCGGAUAAGAAACCGAUCAAGACAGCUAAUGUGUCGCAGAAUACAAGCAAGAGAAAAGAAAUGCCCACGGUUACGAAAAGUACACUUGUUUUUGUUUCAGAUAGUUGACGGUGGCUCCCUCAAAGUUGGAAUAACUAAUGAAUAUUUAGCCUUUGAUACUAAUAUUUAAGUAAUUAAUGUUAAUUGAAGCGGAAUAAAAGUUCCUCUCGAGAUUUUUUUU
Messenger RNA from Copidosoma floridanum, 3085 nucleotides. RefSeq lists its product as uncharacterized. The record is from RefSeq and is a predicted model, not a curated record. Lineage: Eukaryota; Metazoa; Arthropoda; Insecta; Hymenoptera; Encyrtidae.